Messenger RNA from Daucus carota subsp. sativus, 6104 nucleotides. RefSeq names its product callose synthase 2. The record is from RefSeq and is a predicted model, not a curated record. The coding region runs from base 257 to 5923 and encodes 1888 amino acids. NCBI's taxonomy places the organism in Eukaryota, Viridiplantae, Streptophyta, Magnoliopsida, Apiales, Apiaceae. Gene Ontology annotation, biological process: (1->3)-beta-D-glucan biosynthetic process. Gene Ontology annotation, molecular function: 1,3-beta-D-glucan synthase activity. Gene Ontology annotation, cellular component: plasma membrane; 1,3-beta-D-glucan synthase complex. The transcript has 43 exons.
CUGUUUUGAUGUGAAACUCUACUGCUCCUCUCUCUUACUCCUGCUACACUAUUAUUGUCACCCGCCUCUCUCGCUCUCUCCCUCUCUCUCGCUCAAUCUCUCUCUCGCUCAAUCUCUCUCUGUACAAGUCUAUUGAAUAAAACUUACUCUGCUCAACUUUAUGAUCAGCCACCAAGUGAUUCUCUCAACACCCCAUUCUCUACUCAUAAGUGAUUGACAGAGUUUGAUCUGUUUGGUAAGAAGGUUUGAAGAAAACAUGGCUUACAACAGAAGGGGGUCUGAUCAGCAGCAGCCGAGGAGGCCGCUUCUUAGGACACAAACUGUUGGUAGUUUAGGGGAGACUAUGAUGGAUAGUGAAGUGGUACCAUCAUCACUGGUUGAAAUCGCACCUAUUCUUCGUGUGGCUAAUGAAGUUGAACCAACCAAUCCCAGGGUUGCUUACCUCUGCCGGUUCUACGCUUUUGAGAAGGCUCACAGGCUGGAUUCAACAUCAAGUGGACGUGGAGUACGCCAGUUUAAGACAGCCCUUCUUCAACGUUUAGAACGGGAAGACGAAACUACAUUAGCGGGAAGAACAAAAAGUGAUGCUCGUGAAAUGCAAAAUUUUUAUCAACAUUACUAUAGGAAGUAUAUCCAGGCUUUACAAAAUGCUGCUGAUAAAGCAGACAGGACCCGUCUUACAAAAGCAUAUCAGACUGCUGCUGUUUUGUUUGAGGUUUUGAAAGCUGUUAAUCUGACAGAAGAUGUUAAAGUGGCAGAUGAGGUUCUGGAAACUCAUACCAAAGUUGCAGAGAAGUCAGAAAUCUAUGUGCCUUACAAUAUACUUCCUCUCGAUCCUGAUAGUGCAAAUCAGGCAAUUAUGAGAUUUGCCGAGAUUCAAGCAUCUGUUUCUGCUCUACGUAACACCAGGGGUCUUCUAUGGCCUGAGGGUCACAAAAAGAAAGUAGGCGAAGACAUUCUAGACUGGCUCCAGGCAAUGUUUGGUUUUCAGAAGGAUAAUGUGUCAAAUCAAAGGGAACACUUGAUAUUGUUGCUGGCAAAUGUUCACAUACGCCAAUUUCCAAAGCCUGAUCAGCAUCCCAAAUUAGAUGACCGUGCUCUCACUGAUGUCAUGAAGAAACUUUUUAAAAAUUACAAAAUGUGGUGCAAAUAUUUGGGGCGGAAAAGUAGUCUUUGGUUACCUACUAUUCAGCAGGAAGUGCAGCAACGAAAGUUAUUAUACAUGGGUUUAUAUCUUCUCAUAUGGGGGGAAGCCGCAAAUUUAAGAUUCAUGCCAGAAUGCCUUUGCUACAUCUAUCAUCAUAUGGCUUUUGAGCUGUAUGGUAUGUUGGGUGGUAGUGUUAAUCCAUUGACUAAUGAGCAUAUCAAGCCUGCCUAUGGUGGAGAAAAUGAAGCUUUCCUCAUUAAAGUGGUAACUCCAAUUUAUAAAACAAUAGCGAAGGAAGCUGAAGGGAGCAAAGGAGGAAAUUCGAAACAUUCCCGUUGGAGAAAUUAUGAUGAUUUAAAUGAGUAUUUUUGGUCCGUUGAUUGUUUCCGGUUAGGUUGGCCACUGCGCCUUAAUGCUGAUUUUUUUUGCCAACCUAAAGAUAAAAACCAAGCCUUGGAAAAUACAGACAUCUCAGAUCUAGAGAAUCGAUGGGAGGCAAAAGUCAAUUUUGUUGAGAUACGUUCGUUUUGGCAUAUAUUUAGAAGUUUUGACAGAUUGUGGAGCUUCUUCAUAUUGUCACUACAGGUAAUGAUAAUCAUGGCCUGGAGCGAAUCAGGAGAACCAACUUCUAUAUUUGUUGGUGAUGGAUUUAAGCGAGUUCUAAGCAUCUUCAUUACAGCUGCUAUAUUAAAAUUUGUACAAGCUAUCCUUGAUGUUGUAAUGAGCUGGAAAGCGAGGCACAGUAUGUCAAUGCAUGUGAAGCUCAGGUACAUCUUCAAGGCUGUCUCCGCGGCAGCUUGGGUGAUAAUUUUACCUGUUACGUAUGCAUACAGUUGGAAAAAUUCUUCUGGAGUUGCAGAAACCAUGCAAAAUUGGUUUGGUACCAGUCAGAGUUCACCACCAUUGUUCAUUUUGGCGGUCUUUAUUUACUUAUCGCCAAAUCUGCUCUCUGCACUACUAUUUUUGUUUCCAUUUAUCCGCCGACGUUUAGAAAGGUCGGAGUACAAGAUCGUCAGGCUCAUCAUGUGGUGGUCUCAGCCUCGGCUAUUUGUUGGUAGGGGAAUGCAGGAAAGCACGGUUUCUGUAUUUAAGUACACAAUGUUUUGGUUUUUGCUAAUAGCAGCAAAGUUAGCUUUCAGUUAUUAUGUGGAGAUCAAACCUCUAGUAAGUCCAACAAAGGCAAUUAUGAAAGUACACAUAAACGCUUACAUGUGGCAUGAAUUCUUUCCGCAGGCCAAGAACAAUAUUGGUGUUGUCAUUGCAUUAUGGGCUCCAAUUAUUCUUGUUUAUUUUAUGGACACUCAAAUAUGGUAUGCCAUUUUCUCCACAAUAUUUGGAGGCAUAUAUGGUGCAUUUCGCCGUCUUGGAGAGAUUCGAACAUUAGGUAUGUUAAGGUCACGGUUUCUUUCACUACCAGGGGCAUUCAGUUCCUGCUUGAUUCCAGUAGAAAAUAAAGAAAGGUUGAAGAAGGUUCGCAAGUCUACUGAGAUCCCAUCUGAUAAGGAAGCAGCUCGGUUUGCUCAAUUAUGGAACAAGAUUAUUAAUAGUUUCAGAGAAGAGGAUUUAAUAAAUAACAGGGAAAUGAACCUUCUACUUAUGCCUUAUAGUGCCAAUCAUGAGUUGGGCCUUAUCCAGUGGCCUCCAUUUCUACUUGCUACCAAGCUUCCCGUAGCAUUGGAUAUGGCAAAAGACUAUAAUGGAAGAGAUCGAGAGCUGAAAAAAAGGCUAAAUGCAGACAAUUACAUGCGUUAUGCUGUUCGUGAGUGCUAUGAAACAUGUAAAAGUAUAUUGAAUUAUUUAGUUUUAGGGCAUCGUGAGAAGAUUGUUAUAGAGGAAAUUUUCUCUAAAGUUGAUCAACAUAUACGACAAGAUGAUCUGACAAGUGUGUUGAAUAUGAGUGCUCUACCUAGUCUCUGUGAUCAGUUUGUUCAGCUUAUUGAGUAUUUGAAAGAAAACAAGCAAGAGGACAAGGAUCAGAUUGUUAUUGUCUUACUUAACAUGCUAGAGGUGGUGACUAGAGACAUAAUGGAUGAUCCGAUUCCUAGUUUGGUAGAUUCAAACCAUGGUGUAUACGAAGGAAUGAGACCUCUAGAACAUCAAUUCUUUGGUUCACUUAAUUUUCCAGUAAUUGAAGAGCCAGAAGCAUGGAAAGAAAAGAUAAGAAGGGUCCAUCUGUUGCUUACUGAAAAGGAGUCGGCUAUGGAUGUUCCAUCCAAUUUAGAGGCGAGAAGGCGCAUCUCUUUCUUCUCAAAUUCAUUGUUUAUGGACAUGCCUGCUGCACCCAAAGUACGAAAUAUGCUUUCUUUCAGUGUCUUGACUCCUUAUCUCGAGGAGGAAGUUCUAUUUUCAAUUGAUGGCUUGGAAAUGCAAAAUGAAGACGGUGUUUCGAUUCUUUUCUACUUGCAGAAAAUAUAUCCUGAUGAAUGGAACAAUUUUCUUGAAAGGGUCGAUCGUCGCAGUGAAGAUGAACUUAAAGGUAGUGUAGAGGUGGAAGAAGAACUUAGGUUGUGGGCAUCAUAUAGAGGCCAGACACUGACAAAAACUGUACGAGGUAUGAUGUACUAUCGGCAAGCGUUAGAGCUUCAGGCCUUCCUUGACAUGGCAAAGGAUGAUGUGUUAAUGAAAGGGUACAAGGCUGCUGAGUUCAAUACUGAAGAAAACUCGAGGAACGAAAGGUAUCCUUCGCUUCGUGUUGCGUACAUUGAUGAGGUGGAAGAAACUAGCAAAGACAAGUCCAAGAAAACGAAUGAAAAGGUUUAUUAUUCAGCCCUUGUGAAGGCAGUACCAAAAUCUGUUGAUACUACUGGUCCAAGUCAAAACUUAGAUCAGGUUAUUUAUCGGAUAAAACUUCCUGGACCUGCUCUUUUAGGCGGGGGAAAGCCAGAAAAUCAAAACCAUGCAAUAAUAUUUACACGAGGAGAAGGCCUGCAAACUAUAGAUAUGAACCAGGAUAACUACAUGGAAGAAGCCUUUAAAAUGAGGAACUUGCUUCAAGAAUUUCUUAAAACUCACGGCGUAAGACAACCAACAAUACUGGGAUUCAGGGAGCAUAUAUUCACUGGAAGUGUUUCUUCCCUUGCAUGGUUUAUGUCAAAUCAAGAGCAUAGUUUUGUGACAAUUGGACAGAGACUGUUGGCUAACCCAUUGAAAGUCCGGUUCCACUACGGGCAUCCAGAUGUGUUUGAUAGAUUGUUCCACCUGACAAGAGGUGGUAUCAGUAAAGCAUCCAAGAUCAUCAACCUAAGCGAGGAUAUAUUUGCAGGUUUUAAUUCUACAUUACGAGGAGGCAAUGUUACUCAUCAUGAAUAUAUACAAGUUGGUAAAGGGAGGGAUGUUGGGCUUAACCAAAUUUCUAUAUUUGAGGCAAAAAUUGCGUACGGAAAUGGCGAGCAGACAAUGAGUCGUGAUAUUUAUAGGCUGGGACAUCGUUUUGAUUUCUUCCGCAUGCUGUCCUGCUAUUUUACUACUGUAGGGUUUUAUUCCAGUACAUUGAUAUCUGUGCUUUUGGUGUAUAUAUUUCUGUACGGUCGCAUUUAUCUUGUGCUUAGUGGACUUGAGCAAGGACUGGGUAAGGAGCAAGCAAUUCGAGAUAACAAGCCACUUCAAGUAGCCCUCGCUUCUCAGUCCCUUGUGCAAAUUGGAGUUUUGAUGGCACUGCCAAUGAUGAUGGAAAUAGGUCUUGAAAGAGGAUUUGGAAAAGCAUUUAGUGAUUUUGUUCUUAUGCAAUUACAAUUGGCACCUGUGUUUUUCACAUUUUCUCUAGGAACAAGGACCCAUUAUUUUGGGAGGACCUUGCUUCAUGGGGGUGCAGGGUAUAAAAGCACAGGCCGUGGCUUUGUUGUGUUCCAUGCCAAGUUUGCUGAGAAUUACAGACUGUACUCUCGUAGUCAUUUUAUAAAGGGAAUUGAACUUAUGAUUUUACUUCUUGUAUAUCAUAUAUUGGGGCGAGCAUAUAGAGGAGUUCUUGCAUAUUUGUUAAUUACAGUAUCUAUAUGGUUCAUGGUUGGAACAUGGCUAUUUGCUCCCUUUCUUUUCAAUCCAUCAGGGUUUGAGUGGCAAAAAAUAAUCGACGACUGGACUGAUUGGAAUAAGUGGAUCCAUAACCGUGGAGGGAUUGGUGUGCUUCCAGAUAAGAGUUGGGAAUCUUGGUGGGAAAAGGAACAUAGGCAUCUUCACUAUUCUGGGAAACGUGGCAUCCUUGUAGAGAUUUUGCUGUCCCUGCGUUUCUUUAUAUAUCAGUAUGGACUUGUAUACCACCUGACCUUUACAAAGCGCAAUAAGAGUUUUCUGGUGUAUGGUGUAUCAUGGCUUGUUAUAUUUUUAAUAUUGCUUGUGAUGAAGGGUGUAUCAAUUGGGAGGCGAAAAUACAGUGCCAAGCUUCAAAUUGUGUUUCGAUUAAUCAAGGGUCUUGUAUUUAUCAGUUUCUUGACUGUUCUGAUUACUUUGAUUGCACUAGUUGGCAUGACUUUUCGUGACAUCAUAGUAUCCCUGCUCGCAUUCAUGCCGACAGGUUGGGGAUUACUUCUGAUUGCGCAAGCUUUGAAGCCAUAUGUCCAGCGAACUGGAAUCUGGCCUUCGGUUCUGACACUUGCACGUGGGUAUGAAGUAAUAAUGGGCACACUGCUAUUCACUCCUGUUGCAUUCUUGGCUUGGUUUCCUUUUGUGUCGGAGUUCCAAACACGGAUGCUAUUCAACCAGGCAUUUAGCCGAGGCCUGCAAAUUUCUCGUAUUCUCGGUGGACAAAAGAAGGACAAAUCCUCUAGCAACAAGGAGUGAUUUAAAGCCCCUUAAGAUGAGAACUUGUUUGUACAAUUUUGGUGCAUCAAUAUACUGGGUUCUGGAUAAACCACAAAAGAUAUGUAGAUAAUAUAAAGUAUAUGUAAAGUUAUAGUUAUACAUUGCUAUAUUACAUGUAUAUAAUAAAAGAUGUAUAUAAGAAAAUUAUUUAAACUCUCAA